Molecule: messenger RNA, 756 nt
Organism: Cuscuta europaea
Lineage: Eukaryota; Viridiplantae; Streptophyta; Magnoliopsida; Solanales; Convolvulaceae
Source: the annotation of a GenBank genome assembly
UAGAAAUGAAUAAAUGAGAUUAGUUCUCUGUGUUUUCAUAGCGUAGACUUCUUUGUAAAUGCCCGUUUGAUUUGAUUAUCCGAUUACUGUUGCAUUUCGCCACCUAGAGCUCCCGUAGCAUAACAAGCUAGGGUUUCGGACGACAGAGACAGAGACCCGCGAAAUUCAAUCCUUCCAGCUGAAACCAAAGACCCGCGAAAAUGAGUAGUAUGAUGUUUUGUCGAAACUGCAACAACAUUCUGUACCCUAAGGAAGACAAAGAUCUGAAGACCCUUCUGUAUGGGUGUCGAAACUGCGAUCACCAGGAGACUGCUGUAAGCCAUUGUGUAUACAGAAAGAAAAUACAUCAUGCUGCUGGUGACUGCUCACAAGUCAUACCCGAUGUAGCUUCGGAUCCAUCACUACCUCGCACAAAAAAUGCACCAUGCGUUAGGUGUCACCAUCCAGAGGCUAUCUUCUUCCAGGCAACUAGUAAGGGUGAAGAAGGAAUGGCUCUGUUUUUUGUUUGCUGCAACCCGACUUGUGGCCACAGGUGGAGGGAUUAACAUUGCUUGUUAAUUUGCUUGCAAGUUAGCUGUGCAGAUGCGCUCUUCUAUGAAUUACUCUUUUGUAUGCCACCCUUUGUCUGGAGAAUUUAAAUUUGGGGGGCCUGCUAGUAUAAAAACACACUUGUCAAGUUUACUUUUUUAAAAUGGAAUCGCCUAUAUUAACAUCAUUAGAAUCAAUAUUCUUAUAAUGGACUCAACAUAAUCAGAA